ACAAACAAACACACACACACACACACACACGCACAAACACAAACACACACAGUCAGGCCAGAGUCCAGCAUUUCAAACAAACGUCCAUUGAACACCAAUGAGGUCACCACUUCUUUACAGCUCUGUACAAAUCCAGUCUGGGGAAGAAAAAUAUACACAGACAAAUGUGAUGACCGAGCUAAAGGACGUUCAUGAAAUAAGUGGAGCUUUACAGGAAAAAUAACCAUAUUAAGAAACAUUUGGAUAGUUGUAUAUGGAUUCCUGCUUCGCUUGGUGCCAGAUAAAAGCUGUGUUGUGGUUCCAGAGUUACAACACUGCACAGAGCCGGGAUUUUCUCAAACCAAAAGCUGAUUUCUAUCGACCAAUCUGCGGCUAAAGAGAGCAGCUGAGCACCGUUAAGCACUGACUAAAGCUCCCAGCAGCUUCUCUCCACGCUCACUGCAGAAAAUGUCUCGGACACGGACACCGGUCCUCCUCUGUGUUCUCACUGUGUGCAUCACAUCUCUGGUGCUGGGUACAGAUGAAGCUCAGAGUGACGAUGAGUGUGCCGACCUGAACAACUACACCUUGCUGGAGUACCGGCAGCAGAGAGGCAAGGUGCAGGUUCAGUACCUGCUGCUCACCAGGAGUAACAUGGACUGUGCAGAGCGCUUCAGACACGAGUCUCUCUCUGAAACACAGCAACCGCCGACUAACUUCAACAUCUCCCGCCCAACUAAGGUCAUCAUCCACGGCUUCAGGACUACGGGCAGUAGGCCCACCUGGGUGCGGCUCCUGGCCCGCACGCUGCUGGAGGCCCAGGAUGUGAACGUGCUGGUUGUGGACUGGGUCUACAGCGCCUCCUUCGCCUACAACCAGGUGGUGGAGAACUACAAGGAGGCGGCUCUGCAGAUCUCCGUGCUCAUCAACCAGCUGCAGGAACAUGGAUGCAAACUGCAGUCCUUCCACUUCAUCGGCAUCAGUCUGGGGGCGCACGUCGCUGGUUUUGUGGGGACCCUUUUCGAUGGGAAGAUAGGACGAAUCACAGGUCUGGACGUGGCUGGUCCUUUGUUUAAAGGCUCCGACACCUACGACCGCCUCGACCCGUCUGACGCUCUGUUCGUCGAGGCCAUCCACACCGACUCUGACUAUUUUGGGAUUUCCAUUUCUGUCGGUCAUGUGGAUUUCUUCCUGAACGGAGGGAAAGAUCAGACAGGAUGUGCUCGCUCCAGGUUCAGCUCAGUGUUUGGUUAUGUGCUGUGUGACCACAUGAGGGCGAUCUACGUCUACAUGAGCGCGCUGAACGGCUCGUGCCCGCUGGUGGGGGUCCCGUGCUCCAGUUACGAGGACUUCCAGCAGGGACGCUGCCUGACCUGUGACGCCUUCAAGGGCAAAUGUCCCACUAUAGGUUUAUCAGAAAACAGUGGGAUCUCCAUAUCUCCGUUACCCAAAGAGCAGAAGCUUUUCCUCCUCACGACUUCUUCAUCACCUUUCUGCACUCAUCAGAUCCUGCUGCAGGUGGAGGUUUCUCCUCUGUAUAAGAGCGCUGAGGUGGAGGUGACGCUGGUGACGGAGAACCAGGGGACCGAGCAGAAGCUCCCACUUCGGAAAUACACAACGGUGUACAGCGUGGUGUUGUCUCACCCCUUCGCUCUGUGUGAGAUCAACUCCAUGAAAAUAAAGAACACUGGAAAUCGCUUCUACAGGCAGGGAGAAAUCCACCUGAAAUCUGUCUGCCUCUCAGAGAUCCCCUCUCAAAGCGGAGAGGAGCCGCUGUGUGUGAACAACAUCGACAUCAGACGAGGAGCUCCGUGGUCACAUGACUUUGUGCAGGUGUGUGGCUCCUCCUGAAGAAAUUAGACCUUCUCUUGAAAUAUGCUUUUAAUAAAAAAGACUCGGUUCAUAUUGUGAAGAAGAACUGCAGCUCUGAAAUGUUAUCUGGUUAGUUACAAUAUCUAUAAUCAGGUAUUAGGAUGAUCAAGGUUUAUGAUAUAUUUUCUGACUUAAUGGUGCUUCGAGAAACUUGCCAUGGGGGAACCGUAGCGAUUUUUGGCCUUUGCAAACCCUUUACAUCAGGGGUGUCAAACUCAAGGCCCGGGGGCCAAAUCCGGCCCGUGACUUCAUUUUAUGCGGCCCCACAAGAGCUUGCAAAGAAUAUAAUAUGUUUAUUAUACGGUUACAUCCCGAUUUACAGAGGCACGUUGCCCAUAAACUACAUGUCCCACAAUGCAUCUGAAAUUAUGCCUUUUGCUUUUUUCCUUAGAAUUUGACUUUUUAUUCAAAAUGUCUCUCUUUUUUUUUAUAAAUGUCUCCAGAAUGUGGCUUUUCUUUUUAAAUCAUUUUGUGACAUGCACACUGAAGAGACUUGCAAUUAUUUGUGAAGUAUGCAAAAACAUUUUCCAGACAAUUUUAAAAGGACAAAGAGUUGAGAAAUGCCUGCCGACUAUUUCUAAACUGUUGUUUAACGGGUCAGAUCCAGACAAUGUGACGUAACAAAGUUAUAGUAUUCUCUGUAACACUGAAUAUAAGUUGUGGGAAGAAAAAAAAAACAUGAACAGUCAAAUGUAAUCACAUGAAGUCAAUGUCUUACCUUUAUUGUUGGUAAGAUGAACACUUAAUACAUCUGUUGAAUUAUCUCAGAAUACAUUUGUCAUACAUUUAAUAUGCUGGUAACGUGAAAGCCAUCCCUCUGUCCUCAGGUACAUAUAUGAAAGUGUCAUUAAGAUGUAUUAAAUGACAGCAUGUCCCUUCUUUUUUCUUUGA
This is a messenger RNA of Notothenia coriiceps (black rockcod), 2742 nucleotides long. It is a transcript of the gene pla1a, whose product is annotated as phospholipase A1 member A. The record is from RefSeq and is a predicted model, not a curated record. Bases 448 to 1830 code for a protein of 460 amino acids. The transcript has 10 exons. Gene Ontology annotation, biological process: lipid catabolic process. Lineage: Eukaryota; Metazoa; Chordata; Actinopteri; Perciformes; Nototheniidae. Gene Ontology annotation, molecular function: glycerophospholipid phospholipase A1 activity.